AAAGUCUUAUAGAAGUGUACUGCAAAGGAAAAUUUUGGUAUUUAAUAGUACAUCUUUGUUUAAUUUGUCAUUUCUUAAAAGCAAAAUUUCAAAAGCGCUCGUCAGAGCUCACUUUGAGAUAUGAAAUUACCAUUAAGCUAUGUAAAUACAUUUUUUUAAAUAUUUUCGUAGGACAGAAUAUAUAGUCUAUUGGUGAACCACAGCGGAAAAUAUUAAAAAUUAUAUAUUUUAAUAAUUACGCACCCAUUUUUAUAAAUGACUUAUUAUACGAUUUUGGAAACAGCUUUUUAUGAGAAAAGCCCGAUUUUAUUCGUUAAAACUAUUUUGUAUCGAUUAACUGAGGAUGAAUAAAUAAUAAAAGUAAAUUUACAUAAUUAUUAUACGACGAUAGUUAUUACAAACUAUUAUUGAAAAUGGCCUAUAUAAUUACGCGCACGGGCGAAUGUGAUUUAGUACGCGCCGGGUCAUCCCAGAGGGUGGACGUAUCGCUCAUUUCCCGCGCGUCUAAAAGUUGAUUGACCUUACGUACGACCGAGGUUCAAAAGGAGUAUAGUGCGUCAUUGGAUUUGAUACUUUAGUAAGUAAAAUUUCUAGUUAAUGUUUCUUUCGAGUUGUCAUAUCGCAAUUUUGCUAAAAAAUAAUAUUAUUACAGGCAUGGGUAACAAACGCAAAAAAUAUAGUUGCAGUAGAAAUGCGAAGUCUGCAGCGAACGCCAGGCAAUCAAAAAGGAGAAAGAUUAACGAGGAAAAAAACCAACGUACUCAUGAAUCUCCUGACAAUAACGACUCCUGUGUUGAUUCAAAAAAUAAUAAUCGUGACAAUGAAUUAUUUGAUGCACUCAUAUCGGAUCUGGAAAAAAUAGAUGAGAAAAAACAAAAUAUACAUUUAGAAGAAACGGCAAAUAUUGAAGAGUUUGAAUUGGAAGUGGAGCCACAAAAACAUAUCAUUCCUCGUAUUUCUUUGAUCAAAUCAAAAUCGUAG
This is a messenger RNA of Pieris napi, 981 nucleotides long. RefSeq lists its product as uncharacterized. NCBI's taxonomy places the organism in Eukaryota, Metazoa, Arthropoda, Insecta, Lepidoptera, Pieridae. The transcript is spliced from 4 exons. The record is from RefSeq and is a predicted model, not a curated record. The coding region runs from base 598 to 981 and encodes 127 amino acids.